Molecule: messenger RNA, 783 nt
Organism: Pisolithus orientalis
Lineage: Eukaryota; Fungi; Basidiomycota; Agaricomycetes; Boletales; Pisolithaceae
Exons: 7
Coding region: 1-783 (260 amino acids)
Source: RefSeq, a predicted model, not a curated record
AUGGCCAAGAAGCCCAAAGUGACCUUGCCACCCAUCACAUGGGAUGCCAAUGACCACACACUUGUUUGGUUUUGUGUGAACACUUCAGGCAAGAUGAAAGCCAGCAUUUUUUGGCACAUUGGCUCUGUCCUGCUGCUUGAGCUGUACAGCAUGGAUGCUGCAACCACCAGGGAUCAGAUUAAACACAAAUAUGAAGGGCUCAUGAAACUGUACAAGCAGCAUGUGAAGAAGCAUGCUAUUGCUGGGGAGGGCAUUGGCACUGAUGCUGAGGAUGGUAUGGAUGUAGAGACCUGUACAUACUUCAUUGAGGCUACUGGGCCAAACAAGGGCACUCCUACAGAAGCAAGAAACAUCUGGGUCACUAUGGGUGUUGGGCCCUCCAGAAAGAGGGCACUGAUCAUGCAACCUCUUGCAGCUACUGAUGAGACAGCUGAGCAUGAUGAUGAUCUUGGGUUGACUGACUCUCAGUGCCAGGAGAUCCAGACUUUGCAGGAUGCACUGGAUGAGAGUGUUCUCAAGGCCAAGGAACACAUUCAGAAGGUGACAAAGAAGUGUACCAUUGAGGAUACACUGAUGGACAUUCACAAGUCAAAUACUGAUGCCAUCAAUGCUCAUAUUCAGGAGGAGCUGAUCAUCAAAAAGCACCAGCUGCUUUUGGAGGAGUUCAGAGCAGAUGUGUGGGAUUGGGAGGAGUAUCAAGAGGAGUUGAGGAAGUUGGAGGGUGGUGAACAUCCUGGAAAGCAAGCUCAACAGUACUCUCCUGACUGGAACUUGGAUUUUUGA